AUGGAGAACGGUACGACUACAGGGAGGAGAAGAUGGAACUUUAAGGAGAAUGAAAAAUUGGUAAGUGUAUCGGAUCUCACAGUAAGAAGUGUUCUUAACAAGUUGAUGUGUUGUGUUGACCCUGCUGAUACCCGACCCACUAUACCUCUUGGCCAUGGCGAUCCUUCUGCUUUCCCCUGUUUUCGGACUACACCAAUCGCCGAAGAUGCUAUUUCUGAUGCCGUUCGUUCUGCUAUGUUCAACGGUUAUUCAUCCACCGUCGGCAUCCUUCCUGCUAGACGGGCUGUAGCAGAAUACCUUUCUCAAGAUCUCCCAUACAAGUUGUCUCCUGAUGAUAUUUACUUAACAAGUGGAUGUGGUCAAGCAAUUGAAAUACUUUUGAAUGCUCUUGCACGUCCAAACGCAAAUAUUCUACUUCCAACUCCUGGAUUCCCUUAUUAUGAAGCUUGGGGUGGAUUUACUCAAAUGGAAAUGCGCCACUUUAAUCUUCUCCCAGAGAAGGAGUGGGAGGUGGACCUUAAUGCGGUUGAGUCUUUGGCCGAUGAAAAUACUGUGGCUAUGGUCAUUAUUAAUCCUGGGAAUCCUUGUGGCAAUGUCUAUUCAGAAGAACACUUGAAGAAGGUGGCAGAAACGGCAAGGAAGCUUGGAAUUUUAGUUAUUUCUGAUGAAGUUUAUGCUCAUCUCGCUUUUGGAAGUAAACCAUUUGUGCCCAUGGGAAUCUUUGGAUCGAUUGCUCCUGUUGUUACACUCGGAUCCAUAUCAAAGAGGUGGAUUGUCCCAGGCUGGCGACUUGGUUGGCUUGUUACAAAUGAUCCAAACGGCAUACUUAAAGAACAUGGGGUCAUAGAUUCCAUCAUGGGAUAUCUCAAUAUAUCUACUGAUCCUGCAACAUUUAUUCAGGGGGCAAUUCCUCAGAUCCUUCAGGAAACAAAAGACGAUUUCUUCUCUAAAAUAGUAAAUAUGCUAAGAGAAGAUGCAGAUAUCUGUUAUGAGAGAAUCAAGGAUAUUCCUUGCAUCACUUGUCCAAGUAAACCUCAAGGAUCUAUGUUUUUGAUGGUUCAACUUCAUUUGAAUCUUCUAGAAGACAUUGAAGAUGACCUGGACUUUUGCGCGAAGCUGGCUAAGGAAGAAUCUUUGAUAAUUUUACCAGGUGUUGCUGUAGGACUCAAGAAUUGGCUCAGGAUAACCUUUGCAUGUGAGCCAUCAUAUCUGGAAGAUGGCUUCCAGAGACUAAAUGCUUUCUAUAAAAGGCAUGCUAAGAAACAAUAA
Messenger RNA from Solanum pennellii, 1269 nucleotides. Its product is annotated as tyrosine aminotransferase-like. Gene Ontology annotation, biological process: biosynthetic process; amino acid metabolic process. Gene Ontology annotation, molecular function: transaminase activity; pyridoxal phosphate binding. The record is from RefSeq and is marked provisional. NCBI's taxonomy places the organism in Eukaryota, Viridiplantae, Streptophyta, Magnoliopsida, Solanales, Solanaceae.